AGGUCAAUAUCAACUAUCAUCCACUUUUGCAACAAAGCUGUAUGUAAAUUUAAACAUUCCAGAAGUUGCAGAAAUGAGAAACAAAUACAGCACAAAAGACAUAAACGUAAAAGAUAUACUACCAAAGGGACUACCUAAAAUUCAAGAUGCAGAACUGGCCUUACAUAAUAAAAAAACAGUUGCUGAAAUAAAGAACUUGGAAUGGAACUCAGAGACAAAGAACUUGAUGGUAACAUGCAAUGCCAAAAUCAUUAAUAUCAACAACAAAUAUGGAUGGUAUUAUGUUGCAUGCCUUAUAUGCAAGACGAAAGUGAAACAAGUCAAAGGAGUUCUAUGGUGUGAACGUUGUAAAAAUGAGACAAAAUUUGCAGUCCCAAGCUAUAGAAUACAAGUCCAAGUACAAGAUGAGACCGGCUCAACCACAUUCAUAUUGUUUGACAAAGGAGCUGAGAAAAUUAUUUCUAAAACAGCAAAAGAACUUGCAGAGAUGCAAGAAGAGAUGUUGAAAUCAGAUGAGAAUACUUUACCAAAAGAGAUUCAAAAAAUAAUUGGCAACGAAUAUUUGUUCCAACUGCAUCUUGAUGAAUAUAAUUUGAAGUAUGGAAAAGAAAAUUACACUGUCUCAAAAAUUUUGGAGAAGGAAAUUUCACAUAAGCAAAAAGACUCAAGUAAAGUUGAAGAACAUCAGGACACAAUGGAGGAAAUUGUAAAAAAAUCAAGGAAGGAAAGGUACAUAGCCAGUCAAAAAAUAGAAAUAGGAGAAACAUCUGCUCAAAGACCUGAAAGAAUGCCGCUCCAAAUGCUUCAAAAACGUCAAAAGAGUACUAAGCAAAUUGCUACAAAGAAGAAAAAAAACUGAACUCUAAUGUAUAAACUACCUUACUCUAAGAGUCUUUAUGUAUUUCAUAGUAUUGUUAAUUAUUAUUAUUUUUUUCUUUAGAAGACUAAACUGAAUGUACUGAAUAAAGCUGACAGAUUAGGACAGCAUUACUAUAAAAUGUAAUUAUAGUAAAACCCAAAAUGGCUGAUUUCAAAGUGUAUAAAGUGAAUGAAGAAUGUAGUCGACAGAAUUGCUUUAAUAAAAUAAAUAGAUUUUCCCCUACUGUUCUAUUGUUGUAAAGUAAGAAGUUAUGUGUGUUCAACUACUGCAUCUCUAUUUUUUUAGUUAUU
Molecule: messenger RNA, 1170 nt
Organism: Quercus robur (English oak)
Lineage: Eukaryota; Viridiplantae; Streptophyta; Magnoliopsida; Fagales; Fagaceae
Product: replication protein A 70 kDa DNA-binding subunit A-like
Exons: 6
Coding region: 74-859 (261 amino acids)
Biological process (GO): DNA repair; DNA replication; DNA recombination
Cellular component (GO): nucleus
Molecular function (GO): DNA binding
Source: RefSeq, a predicted model, not a curated record